AUGGAAUUGAAAUCGACAUGUUUGUUAACAAUAAUCACUAUAAAAACUGUAAGCGCUACCAAAAAUCUCUCUAUUUUCGAAGCCCUCCCAUUUGUGGCAUAUUUCGAUGUGGUUCAAUGCUGUCUUUUGUUGAUUCUGACGAUCGUGAUACUGAUCCUGACUGCCAUUCACUUCCGUCAGUCAACUCCUUCCAAAUUGACAUUGAGUAGGCCCAGUACAUUCGAAUACUACGUCCUAAUCGGAGAAAAAUCAAAUGGCACUUCAAUAUCAAAUUCAAAUAUUGGAACUGGAGCAAGUACUGAGAGAACAAAUGGAACAACUAAUCAAUCAACUGGAAGAGAAUCGGAAAUUGGAACUGGAACUGGAACGGAAACUGAAUUGACGAAAAAUAGCGGAGGAGUUAGUUAUAUUUCAAUGUGA
Messenger RNA from Caenorhabditis remanei, 420 nucleotides. RefSeq lists its product as uncharacterized. The transcript has 3 exons. NCBI's taxonomy places the organism in Eukaryota, Metazoa, Nematoda, Chromadorea, Rhabditida, Rhabditidae. The coding region runs from base 1 to 420 and encodes 139 amino acids. The record is from RefSeq and is a predicted model, not a curated record.